CCUAGUAUAACACACCUGUCUGUGGACGUGGAUCAGGCACCAUGAUGCAGUAGCAAGCACAGGCCGGGCACGAGGGAGCCUGGCCACAGAAGGAUGAACGGAGAGGAAGAGUUCUUUGAUGCCGUCACAGGCUUUGAUUCUGAUAACUCUUCUGGGGAAUUUUCAGAGGCAAAUCAGAAGGUCACAGGAAUGAUUGACUUGGACACCAGCAAAAGUAUCAGGGUCGGGAAGCUUGGGGAGAGGCCCUCUCGGGAGAAUGGCGUUCAGAAGCACAGGACAUCACUACCGGCCCCCAUGUUCACCAGAAGUGACUUCAGCGUGUGGACCAUCCUGAAGAAGUGUGUUGGCCUGGAGCUGUCUAAGAUCACCAUGCCCAUUGCCUUCAACGAGCCCCUGAGCUUCCUGCAGCGCAUUACGGAGUACAUGGAGCAUGUGUACCUCAUCCGCAGGGCCUGCCGCCAACCCCAGCCUCUGGAGAGGAUGCAGUCUGUAGCUGCUUUUGCCGUGUCGGCCGUGGCCUCGCAGUGGGAGCGGACUGGCAAGCCAUUCAACCCCCUCCUGGGAGAGACGUACGAGCUGGUCAGGGAGGACUUAGGAUUCAGAUUCAUAUCUGAGCAGGUCAGCCACCACCCGCCCAUCAGUGCAUUUUACUCUGAAGGCCUCAGCCAGGACUUCCUGUUCCAUGGCUCCAUCUACCCAAAGCUGAAGUUCUGGGGGAAGAGUGUAGAAGCUGAGCCGCGUGGGACCAUCACGCUGGAGCUGCUCACGCAUAACGAGGCCUACACCUGGACCAACCCUACAUGCUGUGUGCACAAUGUCAUCCUUGGGAAGCUGUGGAUAGAGCAGUAUGGUGCCGUGGAGAUCCUGAACCACAGAACCGGACAUAAGUGUGUGCUUAACUUCAAGCCGUGCGGAUUGUUUGGAAAAGAGCUUCACAAAGUGGAAGGGCACAUUCAGGACAAAAGCAAAAAGAAGCUCUUUAUAAUCUAUGGCAAGUGGACGGAGUGUCUGUGGGGUAUAGACCCUGUAUCCUACGAAGCCUUCAAGAAGCAGGAGCGGAGAGGCCAUCACCCGAGGAAGGCAACACAGGACAGCAGCACCGAGCCGGCCAACAGUGACGUGGCUGAUGACGUGCCUGAGGCCCAGGAGACCGUGCAGGUUGUCCCAGGCAGCAAGCUGCUGUGGAGGAUCAACACCCGGCCCCCCAACUCCGCCCAGAUCUGGCCAGCCAGGAGAAGGAGCGGCUGGAGGAGAAGCAGAGGGAGGCCCGCAGGGAGCGUGCCAAGGAGGCAGCUGAGUGGCAGACCAGGUGGUUUUACCCAGGCAACAACCCCUACACGGGGACUCCCGACUGGUUGUAUGCAGGGGAUUACUUUGAGCGGGAUUUCUCUGGCUGCCCAGACAUCUACUAAAGAUAAGGGGCCCAGGGUGCAGAGGCCGCGAGGCUGGACUCCUUGCAUGGCUGUCUGAGCACUGGUACAGCAGAAGCUGCAUUCUGAUGCCUGUCCGUGGUGGUCCUGUGGCCCUGUGGUUGCCCAACUUCCUUGUGGACUGCUGGUGCCAAGCAUCUCCCUCUGCUGCGUGGCCUCACGCACACCCACCUGGGGGCGCCUCCCGAGGCCCCUCCCGACACCCCUUAUGUGACAGAAACUGCUGGACUUUUCUGCUUGCAGCACCCUCUUCAUGGUAGAAUUUGUAAGUAAAGAAUUAGUGGGAAGGGUCUAUGUCUCCUCUGAUGCAGCGACCGAGGGUUCUGAGUAUCUUCACUUUGGGCCAGCAGGGAAGAGGUGGUCUCAGAAAUAGCCCUGGGACUCUGAGGCCAGGGCCGCUUUCCAGCCCACGGCGGUAUGGAGGGAAGGCUCUUGGCACGUCAGGUGCAGUGGAUGAAAAGCUGUCAGAUUCUGUAUUUUUUACCAAUCUUCAAUAAUGUAAAGGUGACUUUUAAAAUAUUUAAGUUAAAACUACGUGAGUAUUAUUUUGCUAAAGAGCAAGAUAUGCAUUAAUCGCCAGUUGUAUAUGGUCCAAAAUGAAGUAUCACAUGACAGCCCAGGGUGAGCACAAGCAGUAAGUUGGACAAGGAGGCCCCCUCUGGCCUGUGUGCCCUUGUCCCCAAGGCCUCCCUGUCACUUGCACCAUGCCCACGUCUCAAGGGGGCCGCUUCCUAACACGCGGCCUGCUCCCAUCACACUCUUGUGUUUUGUUUUUCCGGCAUGCAUGUUUACUGUGUCAGCCCAUCACACCUGGUUGUGUGCUGUGGGAGGGUCAGAGGCAGAAUCUACUCCCAGUGGUGGAAUUAAAGUUAUUUAACCAAAAA
Messenger RNA from Carlito syrichta (Philippine tarsier), 2314 nucleotides. It is a transcript of the gene OSBPL2, whose product is annotated as oxysterol binding protein like 2. Gene Ontology annotation, cellular component: intracellular membrane-bounded organelle; membrane; cytosol. NCBI's taxonomy places the organism in Eukaryota, Metazoa, Chordata, Mammalia, Primates, Tarsiidae. The record is from RefSeq and is a predicted model, not a curated record. The coding region runs from base 94 to 1470 and encodes 458 amino acids. Gene Ontology annotation, molecular function: cholesterol binding. The transcript has 12 exons.